Molecule: messenger RNA, 3485 nt
Organism: Limulus polyphemus (Atlantic horseshoe crab)
Lineage: Eukaryota; Metazoa; Arthropoda; Merostomata; Xiphosura; Limulidae
Product: F-box only protein 31-A-like
Exons: 9
Coding region: 130-1314 (394 amino acids)
Molecular function (GO): protein binding
Source: RefSeq, a predicted model, not a curated record
UGUGAACCCUUGAAAAAGGUGUACGUCGAAAUCCUGUAUUUAAAUAAAUUAUUUUAUGUGUCAUUUCAAGACAGGUUCAAUUGAAAAAUAUAUUUGUGGAAAAGGUGGCGUUUUGAUCGAGAUAGUAUCAUGGACGAACUAUCUCCUGAAAUUUUAGCUAAUAUAUUUUCAUUUUUGCCUGCGAAAGAUGUGGCUUCAGUGUCUUUAGUUUCCCGAAAAUUAUAUGAUUCCACCAAAAUAGAAGCUAUAUGGCGAUCACGAUGUCUUAGAGAAUAUGGUGUUCUUCCAAUCCACAAAGAUGGUAUGUCACAUCGGGAAUUGUAUAUAAAAGUGCUGUAUCCAUAUGGAAAUAUUCUUGGCUUAUGGCAACCUCAGGUGGCAUCUUAUGGAGGAUUACUUCAAGUGAAGUUUGAGAAGAUCAAAAGAACUUUAGAAGCUACAGAGCUUCUUCCUCCUCGAGAUCCAGAUAUUCUCAGUGUAUUACGAAGAAAACCACUAUUUAGAAUCCAGUUGAGUGAUGAUGGACAAGCAGAAGUCCUCUGUAUUGGUGGGAAUCGAGAGCCACAUAAAGCUGAAAUAGCAAAGGUACGACAGAAUGAGUUUACAUUUCGUUGUUGUAACCCAGAUCUUCACAAGCACCCUUCUGGAAGACACGAGGAUUUACUGUUGGCUUGGUUACGAGAAGAAUCUUCAGCUCCUCUUGGCAGUUUUCACCUGUUUCCACACACCCAAGAACUGUUGAUGAUGAAAUUCCUCAUUUUAAGACAGUUUAAUUUUAACUACCAGUACUGUCGUAUCCAUGCUCCGAAAGUGUCGACACAAGUUCCUAUUAAGCCAGGAAUCUUUAAAGGUACAUAUGGGGCUCAUGGAGUAGAACUGAUCAUGCUUUCUUAUGAAGAACAUUUAGGAAAGGCUAAAGCAGUUAAGAUAACUGGUGAUCCUAAUGUUCCUGCUGGUAAGGUUAGCUUUCAAGUUGAUUUAAACUACUGGAUGAUACUGACAGUAAGUCAACAGUACACUGUCGGGGAUUUAGAAGCAAUAAUUCCUUGUUCAAUACGUAGUGAGGAAGUUACCAAAAGACCGUUAAGUCAACCCUUCCGUGUUCCCCGCAACUGCCACCAACGUUAUCACGAGGUGCCAGAUAUGUGCACAGCUAGGUAUCACGGACUUGGCCAGGUAGCAGCUCAUGGGUUUGCUAACCCAUCCUUUAUUCCGGGUCAUUGGAUCAUAUUUAAUGAGGAUUUGUUUGGUUUUCUUUGGCUAGAGCUAAUGACACUGGGUGUAUAUCACAGAGUACAGGAAGACCUUAGCUAAUUGAAAAUCAGUACUUUUACUGUAGAAUGUAAAAUACUGUUUGAAAAUUGUACUAAAAUUCAGUGUUUCUUGUAUAUUUCAUAGUAAUCGUGCAGUUUAAAAAAAAAGGUGGUAUAAAGUAUUUGUUGUGUUUCAGAUUAACGAAGCUUGCUGUCGAUCAUGUCUAAGCACAAUUAUGUAGAAGAUAAGUAGUUAAGACUGUGAUAUAUAGAUUUUGUUUAAUUCUUGUGGGAUGACGUUUGAAAUUUUUUUAAAACCCCAUUUUUUCCUCCAAGUGCUAUUAAACUUGACUUUGAUGCACUGGGCGAACAAGUGGUCCACAUGUUGGCUGCUUGUUCUGUAUUCAUUCACCGUUUCUGGUAUUGGUUCACAUACUUAAUAAUAUCAUUAAAAGCCAAUAGACCACUAAGUAUCUAAAAAUGUAUUUUUUUAACCUUGUGUUUUUUUUAGACACAUUUUCCAAAUUAUGGACCAGAUUGCUUGUGAGUACAGGGUCCCUAACAACAUACAUGUUGUAAAAAAAACUUAAAAAAAAUGCCAUCGUUAUUGCAGGUAAUCCCACUUAUCACUUUUAGGGUUCUUUUUUGUAUCUUACAUACCAAAAUGAAUGAUUUCAAUAAAUCUUUUGGUCGACUAUGCAUUAAAUGUCGUAACAAGUUAAACCUAAAAGUAUUUAAUACUAUGCAGUAUGUGAUCCCACUGGUAGUGAACGAUAUAAAAACAAUUCAGUAAUUUGAGGGGUAACGUUGUGCCAAAUAAACGAUUUCUUUUGGUAGGGGGGAGGGAGGACAUUUUCUGCAGAAUGACUUGGUUUAGCAGUACUUAUGUUUAAACUGGUGGUAUUGUGAGUUAAGCAGGUGGGAAUCACUUAAUAAUCAUGCAAAAACUGUGCCUUUUUUUUCUUCCUUGUACAAAAUGUAUUCGUUUUUGUUUUUAAUGUUUAAAAACACGUGCAUUGUUUUGUUAUGGAAGUUAAAACUAUGAAGAACGGGGCUGCUUCUUUAGUAAGAAAAACGUUUUUUUUUUGUUGGAGGCAUAAUAUUAUUUAUUAUUUAGAUUCUGUGGGAGUCAUAAUGAAUGAUCUUACUUCACGAUUUUAUACUACGAGAUCUUACGAUAGGCCGUGAAACACCGAAAUAUAACGUUAAAGAAAAGCUGAUCAGUUAAGCCUUGAAGUAAAAGUAAACUUAUAUUCUGCAGGGUUGCUUUUUUACUUGUGUAUUUUAUUAUCAGUUUAAAUCUUAUUCGAAAUACAGCUCACCGAUUUCACUCUGUAUAGUUGGGGACAAAAUAUCUUGUACAUUUAAAUAGGAGGUUAAACUGUUUACAGGAUGCAGAGCUGUAGCCAGUCAUUAUUUCGCUCUGGGGAAGUUUCGGGAAUUGCGCCCCUUCUUUUCCUUCGUGGCCUCUGCACGUCAGUCGAUCUGCGGAGGUUUCGUAUAGUGUAUUGGUCUUUAGGCCUACUUACCCUUUCCAAAGCACACAUCAUUUCACGAGUGUUUUCAUAACAUAGGAUAGUUAAUAAAUAUAAUUUAAAGAUAAUUACUAGAACAUACAUGAAUUACCGAAUAAAUCUCAGUUUUUACUUUACUUUAUAGCAAUGAAAGAUACAGUAAAAACCCAAUUACCCUCUCGAACGUAUUUCCUGUAAUGUUUGGUAGCCAGCAGAAUUAGAUUUCUCGAGCCUUAUUUAUCCUUUUCUAAACAACAUAUAGAUAUUACGAAAGAAACAUGUAGCUAAAUGAGGUGGUAAAUACCACAACAAUAUAAAAUAUAAAAAUAAUUAUGAUAUGAGACGGCGUAGUUGAACAAUAAGGAGUGCAGGCGGGAACUUAAUACCAUACCGUACUAAAUAGAGCAAGAUAUCUUGCUUAAUUCGGAUAAUAAGUUCAAAUGAUAAGUCUUCUAUUUUACCUCCAGUCUGUAUAGUUUUGCAUAAGUUAUAGAAUAACAAGCUUAGCACUCGGACUGCGCCCCCUUCUGGCUGCGUCCUGGGCAACUGCCCCUCCCGCCAUACCCUAGCAGCAACUCUGGCAGGAUGGGAAUGAAACAGUAAGUGGAAUAUAAUUUUUUAAUCGGAAAUAUGUGAAUAUCUGUUAGUUGUAAGUGUUUUUUGGCAUCCUGUAAAGAUUAUGUGAAACAUUAAUAAAUAAUUAUUGUUCACGUUUGUA